AAGGGUGUACCUUUUCUGGGAGCUUCCUACUAGGGACCCUACCAAUCUAGACUGGGCAGGACUUUUACCAUCUCCUUCGCCGCUUAUUGUUGCAUGGACCAGUCUGCCCUAGGUUCACGGAACUCGUCUAUGGAUCGUGGCACCUUGCAUCGGCGAGGUGCUGGAUGUAGUAGUGGUCUGGACUGUGGCAUCUCUCCAGGGUUAUCGCUAUUAGUCUUUGAGCCCUCGUCCAGGCAUCCCGAUCGAUCCUCAGUAAUGAUGUCGUUUCAGACCGAUACGAUACGAACGUGCUCUGCCCGUAAAACGUGGGUCCAGCAUGGGAGUGGUGACAUGCGGAAGGCCGGAGGGACAAAUUGCACGAUCAAAGUACCGAAUACGUGAGCUGACCGACAAAUAUAGCCUGCAAGCGCUCGACUUGGCCACCCUGCUGCUAGGAAUAUACGCGCUGUACUGAGCAUAUAAAGAACCACUACCACUCU
Sphaerulina musiva SO2202 is the source of this 479-nucleotide messenger RNA. RefSeq lists its product as uncharacterized. The transcript has a single exon. The record is from RefSeq and is a predicted model, not a curated record. The coding region runs from base 94 to 381 and encodes 95 amino acids. Lineage: Eukaryota; Fungi; Ascomycota; Dothideomycetes; Mycosphaerellales; Mycosphaerellaceae.